Messenger RNA from Callorhinchus milii (elephant shark), 2356 nucleotides. It is a transcript of the gene zwilch, whose product is annotated as zwilch kinetochore protein. The transcript is spliced from 20 exons. Gene Ontology annotation, cellular component: RZZ complex. Bases 122 to 1918 code for a protein of 598 amino acids. NCBI's taxonomy places the organism in Eukaryota, Metazoa, Chordata, Chondrichthyes, Chimaeriformes, Callorhinchidae. Gene Ontology annotation, biological process: mitotic spindle assembly checkpoint signaling; protein localization to kinetochore. The record is from RefSeq and is a predicted model, not a curated record.
AGCUGUCUGGCGGUCGGUCGGUCGGUCGUCGCGUGGCCGGGUUUUCAUUCCGUUUAAACGAAACAGCGGUCGGUGUUCAGAGGAAAAUCGUGGGGCGGGUUUCUCAAACCCAAACCAGGCGAUGGCGGCUGCGGGUCUUCAGGCCGCCCGAGACUUCCACACGUUUCUGCUGGAAUUGUGUGAUCAAGGCAAGAAAGGGACAUCGAAGGAGCCAGUGUUGUACAAGGAUGAGGUCCAUGUGCAGAUCAUAUCCGAAGAGAGCAGAAAUCCCUUACGUUCAUUCUGGAAUGGAAAUUUCCCAAUAAUUAUAGCAGAAAGACCACCAUUAAAAGUAGAUGAGGAUGAAGUGGAGGAGUCUCACACGACUGAAACAAGCAAUGGAUCUCCUUUCAAGCUAACAGAAAAAUCCGGGCCAUUGCCACUCUCGGUCAUGAAGGCAAGGCAGUUGAUUUCUUGGUAUGCUCUGGCCCACAAUCCAAAUAUGUCCCAACUGGUCAAUUGCAGCACAUCUGUUGCACUCCCACUGCUGUGGGUUAGAUGUGAUGGCUCUGAUCCUGAAGGCAUUGUUUGGCUGGGAGCUGAACCUCUUAAACCUAGGGAUGUCGUUACAGCAAUGGUUUUCCAUAUAGUUACAUGCAAUGGACCAAUUGUCGACCAGAGUUCUUUCACCAGUUUAGAAAGAGUGAAAAACAUUCACAAGGACAGACAUUCUUGUUCUUCAGUAACGACCAAGUGCUAUGCACAGUAUGAUUUGUUUGGUUCCACUGUAGUGGAGAACACAGUUAUAGAAUCUCAAAGUACUAUUAUGGUGGAUUUCACUUGGAGCAAUGUGGAGAGCAUCUUGGAAGUUCCCCCACUCACAUCAACUGCCACACUGAAUAUCAGAGUAGAAUCUGGAGACAUGAGAAGCCCUGUAUUCCAAAUAUAUAAAGAGCUGGAAUUUCUUCUUGUUUUAGCUGAAGGUUUGAAAACAGGAGAGACUGAAUGGCCAGAAGUCCUAGAAGGAAAAAGUGCAGUUGAUGUUGUUCAGCAAUUAAUUGAAGACCUAAAGAACCAGCUGGAUGUCUUUCAUAAUCAGUCAAAUAAAAAGGAUGCAGAGAAAUUAAAGAGCGAUGCCGCUGCUGUGGAUUCAAACAUUCACUCGUCAUUUGUUCUCGAACGUGGAGACCUUGAUUUUGCAGAACAGCUCUGGACCAGAAUGAGAAAAACUGUUUCCUCAUACCAAGAUGUAGUGGAUUGCUUAACAUUAGUUCUUCAACACUUAAAAUGUGGUGACAUUCAACCAUGGAUUCAUCGAGGAAGCAAUAAUUCUCUCAGCAAGCUGAUUCAGCAAUCCUACCAUAGCACCAUGCCAACCGUCUCUGUCAGUGGUCUCAAUGCUAUCCGAAUGCUCUUGGAGAUAGGACUGGAUAAAUUGCAGAGGGAUUACAUAAACUAUUUUAUAGGUCAAGAACUGACAACGUUGAAUUACUUGGAUUACUUUUUGGUGUCGACCGUGCGUCCAGAGGAGCAGGUACAGCGUCUGCACAAGCUGCACCACGUGCUGGAGCUGGUGGUGACCUGCAGUGCGUUCCUCAGCCUGAGUCACGAGAACCUCUUUGCACUAACACAAUCUUGCAUACGAUACUACAAAGACAAUCCAUUGGAUGAACGACAUUCUUUUCAGCUGCCAAUCAGACCCACAGCUAUCAGUGCCUACUAUCAAAAUGAGCACCCGUUCAUGUGGAGAGUGGAAGUUAUUAGUGGUCAUGGGCAGAAAGAGGUGAAGACAACAUGGCAGCUCAAUACCAGACCUCCAGUAGAUCAUGUGAUGUUUGAUACUCCAGAUCUAUCGAUUGAUACAACUUUGAAUGGUGACCACGAGGAAGUUGUUCGUUACAACACGGUGAUCAGCUGCAGUCAGACAAGCUUCACAUAAUCAUCUGGCAAAAGAACCACAGGAUCUUUAACAUCUACCUGAACAGGUUGACGGGACCUCGGUUUCAUCCGAAACACAACAGUGUAGCACUCCCCCAGAACUGUAUUGGAGUGCCGGCCUGGACUGAGUUCAGAGUCCCGACACGGGACUUAAACCCACACCUUCUGACUGAGGCGAGAGUGCUACCAACAGGGUCAGGCUGAGGCCAGGCUUUAUGCAAAUGUGCUCCAGGAUCAAUCGGCCUUCCAGAGAGACAAAAGGAGAAAAUUGGUUAAAAUAUUCUCAAAAUGGAGUUUGAAGUCCACCUAAUAAUCUGUCCUAUUGAAAAUGCAUAUUUGAGUUGUGAUUGUAUCUAUUUUUAUAUAAUUUGGGAGCACGUUACACUUUUUCUUGUGUAGAGUUACUGUUGAGAAAUAAAUUUGGAAUAUUGCAAGCUGG